UGAAAUUGAUAGUCGAAACCACUGGUUGUUUAGGAAGGGAUAAACGUUGUUUGGCCUCUCCAAUGGAGUGAUGAUGGCCUAAGUCUACGCACUUCUCACGCCAGAUUCCCUGUUCCUCUGUAUUCCUCUAAUCCGGAUCGGUCGCUCGGUCGCUCGCAGUGUUGUGCAGACCAUUCAUUGGACGUUCAAGCUCAUCGGUGAAUUAUCUUAUGCAAAUCACUUGCGGCAUUUUCCAAUUGUCGGCCUGUUUUUUGUUUGCUUAGCGGAUUGAUCUGGAACGUCCUCGACCAUGUCAGACUCAGAGUCAUCCGCGAUAUCCAAUAAUGCUUCUCCUAAUCCGAAUCCCUCUCCGGGACAACAGAACUCAAUGCCUCAGCUAGAGACACUCAUCUCGCAUUUGGUUGCGGCGAAACGCUCCUUGUCAUCCAUCAAUCAUGUCUGGCGUGCUAAUGAGAUCGUCACGGCCGCUCGCUCCGCAUUGGAAGAGAGUGUUGUAGUCUCGGCGCGAACGGGCUUCCUUCGCCGGGGGCUGAAUAAUCAGCUACGCCUUCUGUAUAAUGUCCGUACCGAGGUUCAGGAGGUCUCCCUGCGCGGCCGGUCAGAGUUCGCUACCGUGCUAAAGAGCCUUGAUGUUGCGGACGCGAGACUGAGAAAGACGUUGGACUUAUUGCGAGAAACCAUUGUCCACGCGUCAUUCCGCCCAGAAGGUGAAGAAUCCAAAAGCUUACAUGACUUUGUGGAUGAGCGUGGGGUAGAAGAGCUACAUACAACCCUCAAAGGCGCAAUUGAUCGGACCAAUGCCGCUCAGGCGGACCUAGAAUCGUCUAAUCGCGCUUUUGAUGAUGAGUUGCAAUCUAUCAAAGAAGCACUCGGCAAUUACCGGGCAGCAACUCAGCUCGCGUCGUCCCGAACGUCCGCCUCUUCGUCAUCACCAUCGACGUCCAACGCUAGCUUGCCGUCUCUCUCGUCAAUUCCAUCCAUGCUGCAUUCCCUUGAGAUGCAUGCCCAAGAAAUGGCUAACCUGCUUGAGUCGUUAGUCCGCCACUUUGACCUCUGUGUGACAGCGGUCAAGCACACCGAGGGUGGGGGAGCAGCUGCCCGAUCCAUUACCGGUGACGUGCCCGCUACGGUGCAUGUCAACGGCCGCGUUGGUCCCAAUAUCGAGGAAGGCAUCAAUGCCAACUUGAAUGCCCCACUUGACCCACUAAGUGACUCGGAAUAUCAAGAAAUGGUAAGCGUGCUAAUCAAGGAUGCGGCCGAGGCGGAGGAUGUGGUAAUGGAGAUUCAAGACCGGAUUGGCGAGAUGGAGACGGUGUUGGAAAAUGUAUUAGCCCAGCGGGAUAGUGUCCUGUCUGUAUACCAAGCGACUACAAAUGUCUUCAAACACCUGUCAACACUCGCCUCUACCCGGUUAUCGGGUUAUAUAGCCCAGGCGCACAGCUUUACUCGUGUCUGGCACGAGGAGUAUGAGCAAAUACAGAGUGGCUUGGCCGAUCUGUCGGACCUCAACACACUAUAUGACGGCUUCCUGGAGGCGUACGACGGGCUUAUCCUCGAGGUAGCGCGCCGACGGCAAGUGCGGCACCGGGUGGAGAAAGUUCUCCGCGACGCCAAACAAAAGCUUGAUCAGUUGUAUGAGGAAGACGUGAAUGCCCGCGAGACAUUCCGCGUAGAGCAAGGGGACUACCUCCCGUCGGAUAUCUGGCCUGGAAUUGGCCGAGAGCCAAUGCGGAUUGAGUUCCGUCGUAUAUCGGGGGGUAACCUGAAAGGCAUAGCUGCGGAGCCCCCUGACCAAGAAGCCCCAGCAGUGGAGCCCAAAGAAGAAGUCCGGGCUGUUUCCUCCGGGGAUGGUGAGGAACACGGUGAAAUCAUUCCGGAACUCCCAAAGGCUCUUGUUGAGGAUGCUAUCGCUCGAUUCAAUGCCCGAAUGCGACAUCUUCCCUAAUCACCAGUUGCGCCAUGCUUAGAUAGCUACCAAUUCCUUUCCUUGUUGCAGCCUUAGGUUUGAGAUGCGACCUUUUCAAAUUGCCCAG
Aspergillus caelatus is the source of this 2033-nucleotide messenger RNA. Its product is annotated as autophagy-related protein 17. The coding region runs from base 290 to 1945 and encodes 551 amino acids. NCBI's taxonomy places the organism in Eukaryota, Fungi, Ascomycota, Eurotiomycetes, Eurotiales, Aspergillaceae. The transcript has a single exon. The record is from RefSeq and is a predicted model, not a curated record. Gene Ontology annotation, cellular component: Atg1/ULK1 kinase complex; phagophore assembly site. Gene Ontology annotation, molecular function: protein kinase activator activity; molecular adaptor activity. Gene Ontology annotation, biological process: autophagosome assembly; activation of protein kinase activity; autophagy of peroxisome.